UUCAUAUGACUAUUCAAUUAAAUGAAAUACUUUUUACUGAUAGAGCUCCUUCAUCACUCAUGAAAAAAAUUGUUUGUAAGAAAGUUGUCAUAUUAUAUUUAGGAGAUUUAGAAGCUGAUGUUAAGAAGAUGAGCUUUCCAUUGACAAGUGCAAAAUCGGACAGAUCCGUCACUGCGAUUUGCGCGAACAGAUCCGCAUUUCGGAAGCAUCUCGAGGGCAGGUCUACGAUUCCGCUCGCGGCAAGAACUCUCCGAGAAGAAAAAGUAAUUUCGCCGUUCGGGAAAGGAAGUUUUACAGUCGGUAGUUCGGAUCUUCGGAUACCUCCCGGGUGUACUGGUGCGCGGCAUAUGGCCGGAAUAACGAAAGGGCGCUUCGCCGAGAUUGCGGCAAUUAUCGAGUCACGUUACGAGAUCCGUGUCGUUAAGACCCGUAGAAAACCUCCGAGGGAAUCUGCGAGGGAAUCACGACCUGCGUACAACACUCGAGAGAAGGAGACCAAGUUUUAUAUGCGAAUUACGCUAAUUUGCCUGAUUACUUUGCGACCGGUGACGACCUGAGCUGUUCGCGAUGCAGUUAUUGUAACUUGCCUGAAAAACGCAUCGUUAUCAGAGAUAUAAAUAUCGUCGAGACAAUUAAUUCCUAUUACUAGAGACAAACGUGAUUAAAUAAUAUGAAAAGGGCAAAGGAAACAAACACGAAUCCAAUAUAGCAAUUAUUGUGCAACUGAUAGCUAAAUUUUUAAGAAUUUUAAAGAAUUGAAUUAAUUGAACAAUAUAUU
Messenger RNA from Nylanderia fulva, 778 nucleotides. Lineage: Eukaryota; Metazoa; Arthropoda; Insecta; Hymenoptera; Formicidae. The record is from RefSeq and is a predicted model, not a curated record.